AUGGAGAGGCACGCCAACACCCCACCCACUCCUCGUAGCUCAUCCCCCUUUCUUCCACUCUCUGCGCGCCAAUCCUCUCCGUGCCAUCUCUCCCCCGCCUCUCACCAGCACCAAGGAGUGCAACAGGCGCAGUGUGGAGGAGAAGGCGGAGCACAUGAGGGCCAUGGCGUGGCUGGCGGCUAUUGCCCUAGUCACAGCAUACGCCCUCUGUACAGCUCUGGUGGUGAGUCGGUGUGGAUAGGCACAGUGCACACUCUCACAGACAUGCACACACACAGGCAGUUGUACAUACCCUUGCACCCUCUCUUCUCCCCCCUCUUCCCCUUCUCCCUCCUCUCGCCCCUCUCCCCCUUCUUCCCCUUCUCCCCCCUCUCCCCCCUCUCUCCCUUCUCCACACUUUCCCCUCUCUUCCCUCUCCUCCCCUCUCCUCCCUCUCCCCCCUCUCCCCCCUACCCUUCCUUACCCAACAUGCAGCCAUCAAUGAUGCUGUACGAGCACGAGAGGGAGGAGAGGGGGGAGAGGGAGGAGAGGGAGGAGAGGGAGGAGAGGGAGGAGAGGGAGGAGAGGGAGGAGAGGGAGGAGAGGGAGGAGAGGGAGGAGAGGGAGGAGAGGGAGGAGAGGGAGGAGAGGGAGGAGAGGGAGGAGAGGGAGGAUAGGGAGGAUAGGGAGGAGAGGGAGGAGAGGGAGGAGAGGGAGGAGAGGGAGGAGAGGGAGGAGAGGGAGGAGAGGGAGGAGAGGGAGGAGAGGGAGGAGAGGGAGGAGAGGGAGGAGAGGGAGGAGAGGGAGGAGAGGGAGGAGAGGGAGGAGAGGGAGGAGAGGGAGGAGAGGGAGGAGAGGGAGGAGAGGGAGGAGAGGGAGGAGAGGGAGGAGAGGGAGGAGAGGGAGGAGAGGGAGGAGAGGGAGGAGAGGGAGGAGAGGGAGGAGAGGGAGGAGAGGGAGGAGAGGGAGGAGAGGGAGGAGAGGGAGGAGAGGGAGGAGGGGGAGUUUCAUGUGCUGGCAGCAAUGAUAGGAAAGCUCUACGACCACGAGAGGGAGGAGGAGGAGGUUCACAUGCUUCUUUGUCCCGUUUACCCCCCUUUGCUCCUGCCCCCUCCAUCACUGAUGGUGGUAGCGGCAAUGAUAGCCGUCUUUGUACUAGGAGCAGUGCUGAGGAUGGGCAAGCUAUACGUGCACGAGAGGGAGGAGGAGGAGUCUCAGCCAUCACUGAUGGUGGUGGCAGCAAUGAUAGCCGUCUUUGUAUUAGGAGCAGUGCUGAGGAUGGGCAAGCUGUACGUGCACGAGCGGGAGGAGGAGGAGUUUCUCGCCUCGGCCCGCUACUUUGCACUCAACCGGGCGGCAGCGGGCGGCAACAGGACGACAAUUGCCGCCCCACCAGCAGCAUUGAGGAGCUUCGACCGCUUCUGGGACCUCAGAUGCGAAUCCGAUUGGCGGCUGACCUUCCGCCUCUUUUCUGCUGGUAUCACCUUCUUCUUCCCUCUGCUUGCCACCAUGGCGUUCCUCAAGUUCCACACCAACAUCUGGAUCCCCUCCAUCUUCUCCUCUGUGCUGCUCGUGGCUCUCAUCCAGUGGUACACACCACUCAACUACACUCGUUUCCGCGUAUAA
This is a messenger RNA of Closterium sp. Naga37s-1, 1605 nucleotides long. The record is from the annotation of a GenBank genome assembly. NCBI's taxonomy places the organism in Eukaryota, Viridiplantae, Streptophyta, Zygnematophyceae, Desmidiales, Closteriaceae.